GUCACUUUAAUUACAAACAUACACCGAACUAGACACCAAACAGAACUCGAUUCAUUAAUUAGCCGCCAGGAUGGACAAGAUUAUGGUUUGCAUCAUAGGGUCGGGCAACUGGGCCACCACCAUUGCCCGCAAUGUGGGCAGGAACGUGGCCAACUCCUCGAUUCUGGACGAGAAGGUAUUCAUGUACGUGUACGAAGAAAUUGUCGAGGGCCGGAAGCUCACGGAGACCAUCAACACCACCCACAUAAACGUCAAGUACAUGCCGAACUUCGAGCUGCCGCCAAACAUUGUGGCCGUGGACGACAUUGUGACAACGGCCAGGGACGCGGACAUUAUAAUCUUUGCCAUUCCGCCCACCUUUGUCAGCAGUUGCUGCAAGACCCUGCUCGGAAAGGUCAAGCCCACGGCCCACGCCGUGUCUCUCAUCAAAGGAUUCGAGCGCGGCGACGACGGUCAGUUCAUCCUGAUCUCCCAGAUAAUCAUGAGGCAGUUGAAGAUCCCCUGUUCGGUUCUCGUAGGCUGCAACCUGGCCCAUGAAAUAGCCAACGACCACUUCGCCGAGGGAACUGUGGGCUGUCGGGAUCAAAAGUACUUCCGAGUGCUGCACGACAUCUUCAGGUCGCCAACUUUCCGGGUGGUGGUCACUGAAGAUGCGGAUUGUGUGGAGAUAUGCUCCACUCUGAGGAAUAUCAUAGCCUUUGCCGCUGGCUGCUCCGACGGGAUGCAACUCAACGAGAACACCAAGGCCGGCAUCAUUCGACGCGGCUUCCUUGAAAUGCUUCAGUUUGUGGACGUCUUUUAUCCGGGCUGCCGUAUGGGCACUUUUUUCGAGGCCUGUGGCAUUUCGGACUUGGUCACUAGCUGUUAUGCAAACCGCAACCGCAAGCUGGCCGAGGCAUUUGUCAAAACAGGGAAGCCCCUCAGCGAGCUGGAGCACAUUCUUAUACCAGGACACGAGCCCUUGGGACCUGUCACAGCCGAGCUGGUGCAUCACAUGCUCAAGAAAAAGGGCCUGGAGGACAAAUUUCCGCUGUUCACAACCGUUUACAAGAUCUGUACUGGAGACUAUCCGCUAAGCCGGCUGGUGGAGUGCCUGAUCAAGGCCCGGGAGGACAUCUUCCAUCCGCUCCACACCUUCCAGCUCUGAAGUUUCUUCCUUUUGCGUUAUAAGUGUAAUGAGCAUUAAAUAAACCAUAUUCAGAUUCUAAAACAUAA
Messenger RNA from Drosophila bipectinata, 1215 nucleotides. RefSeq names its product Glycerol-3-phosphate dehydrogenase 2 (gene Gpdh2). Gene Ontology annotation, biological process: glycerol-3-phosphate catabolic process; carbohydrate metabolic process. Gene Ontology annotation, molecular function: NAD binding; protein homodimerization activity; glycerol-3-phosphate dehydrogenase [NAD(P)+] activity. NCBI's taxonomy places the organism in Eukaryota, Metazoa, Arthropoda, Insecta, Diptera, Drosophilidae. Gene Ontology annotation, cellular component: glycerol-3-phosphate dehydrogenase (FAD) complex; cytosol. The record is from RefSeq and is a predicted model, not a curated record.